GGCAGAUCCUUUGGACAAUUGGAAGACUUAGAGCUAGACUUCCCAGCCUUCCUUCUCCACCAAGAUCUCCAGGAGGGGAAACCCUGGGACUUUUCAUGUCACUAUGAGCAAAGACAGAACUUCCUUAUUCUAUAGGUUGAAUGAUUAUAAGCCUUUAAAGGAUGCAUCAGGAAGCAUCAAGGAUGAAAAAGAGUCUCAGGACUUGGUGUUAGAAAAAACCAAAGAAGAGGAGUCUUUAAGAAAUUCCAGCUUGGUUUUAGGAGCAAGAAAAAUGCCGGGGGCAAUGGAGCAAUGUGAUAAACUGGAUAUGUCAGCUAUGAUUAUGUUGGAGUCAGCUUUGGACAGAGAGAAAAUUUCCAGAAAGAUCCUCCCAGAGGCUGUGCCAGUCACUCUAAACUGUAAAAUGAAAGCCAGAGAGAAGUACCAAUCUGAUCUGUGGUUAGAAAUUGAACACCCGAGUAAAGGUUUAGUGCUACAAGACCCAAGUUCAUCUUCCUUGGCACUUUUUAAUACAACUUCUAAUGCAGUGGCUCAGUGUGAAGGCGAUCCAGUUGACAAUAUAUUCAAACAGAAUCUAAAGAUCAAGUUUUACAUCAGUUCCAGAUCCACAUCUCCAUCUUCAUAUAGUGAAGAUGAAGCGGACACAGUGAAGAUCACAGAUUCUGCUCACCUUCCCGUCCACACACCAACAAUAAAGAGAAAGGAAUGUCAUAGUAGAAUCUUCUUUCCAACUAAGCUUAAGGCCCACCGGUUUUUCCUCACAUCCUUUACUGCUCCCACCAAGUGUCACCAGUGCACGUCUCUGAUGGUGGGUUUGAUAAGACAAGGCUGCACCUGUGACGCAUGUGGGUUCUCAUGUCACACAGCCUGUGUAGAAAAAGCUCCAAGAGCUUGUCCGGUGCCUUUUCAUCAGAAGAAAGGUGCCUUCUGUCUAGACCCACAGAAAGGCUUGGGAACAGCCUAUGAAGGCCAUGUCUGGAUUCCAAAGAAAGCAGGCAUGAAAAAAGGAUGGCAGAGGGCAUUGGCCAUAGUUUGUGACUUCAAACUCUUCCUAUAUGAUAUGAAUGAAGAAGACUCAAAACCCAGUGUUGUAGUGAGUCAAGUAAUUGACAUGAGGGAUGGAGCGUUUUCUGUCAGUUCAGUCUGGCCCUCUGAUUUUGUUCCUGUGAAGAGAAAGGAAAUGCCUCGUAUGUUUAAGGUCACAGCUUCCCAGCUCUCAGCACCUAGUAAUAGAUAUUCAAUCCCAAUCUUAGCAGAUAGCGAGAAUAAGAAGAGUGAGUGGGUGGGUGUGCUGAGUGAAUUGCACAAGAUAUUGAGAAAAAGUCAUUCCAGAGACCGGUCAAUCUAUGUUCUGAAAGAGGCUUAUGACAGCAAUCUACCCUGGAUCAAAACCACCCAGACAGCUGCAAUCAUAGAUCACAAAAGAAUUGCUCUGGGAAAUGAAGAAGGGUUAUUUGUUGUCCACAUUAUCAUAGAUGUACAUUGGCACCAUGAAGAGUAA
Messenger RNA from Bubalus bubalis (water buffalo), 1501 nucleotides. Its product is annotated as serine/threonine-protein kinase MRCK alpha. Gene Ontology annotation, biological process: actomyosin structure organization; peptidyl-threonine phosphorylation. The transcript has 14 exons. Gene Ontology annotation, cellular component: cytoplasm; actomyosin; cytoskeleton. Gene Ontology annotation, molecular function: protein serine/threonine kinase activity. The record is from RefSeq and is a predicted model, not a curated record. Bases 104 to 1501 code for a protein of 465 amino acids. NCBI's taxonomy places the organism in Eukaryota, Metazoa, Chordata, Mammalia, Artiodactyla, Bovidae.